This is a messenger RNA of Funneliformis caledonium, 2580 nucleotides long. NCBI's taxonomy places the organism in Eukaryota, Fungi, Glomeromycota, Glomeromycetes, Glomerales, Glomeraceae. The record is from the annotation of a GenBank genome assembly.
AUGUUUAAGAAAUUCAAAUUAGAAAAAAAUGAAGUAACCGAAGGAUUUCAAUCAUCGAAGAAUAAGACUCAUAUUUUUCAACCUUUUCGUGCAAUUGGAUAUGUUACAAAUUAUAUACCUUUUGACAUUCAGAAAAAAGGAGAAGUAUACUAUCUUACAACUUGCGUCGGUUCUCAAACAAGUAAACCUAUUACAGCUAUAGCUUCAUUAAAUGAAAAUACUUUUGUUGCAUGCGGGAAAGAGCUAAUUGUUUACCAUCGUGGUAAAGAGGUUAAUAGAUAUAUUGGAAACAUAAAAGGACAUAUUUUUAUACUCGCAAUUUUUAGUAAUUAUGUUAUUGCUUUAAGCGAUGAUAACUUACUUACUUUUUGGGAUCAUGUUUCUGGAGAGCUUUGUGGUGAAAUCCAAUUUGAUGAGAAUUUCACUUUAUCAACGAUCGUUCAUCCGAGCACUUAUUUAAACAAAAUAUUACUUGGCAGUAAACAGGGAAUAAUGCAGAUUUGGAAUAUUCGUACAAAGAAAGUGAAAUAUUCAUUUCCUUCAUUUGGAUCCGCAAUUACUUUCCUUACACAAUCUCCUGUUGUGGAUGUUAUUGCUAUUGGUUUACUUAAUGGAACAAUAAUUUUGUACAAUAUUAAAUUAGAUGAACGUAUAAUAUCUUUGAAGCAAGAAGGAAGUGUAACUUCAAUUUCGUUCAGAACAGAUGAUAAGCACGUUAUGGUUUCUGCUAAUAUGCAUGGUGACAUAACUCUAUGGGAUCUUGAUAAUCAGAAAUUAUAUGAUGAAUGGAUUUUUGAGGGUCAAAAUGGGUUUGAACAUCGUAUUCUAAAAUCAAGAAGUGGGCAUCAUUCACCGCCAACAAAGAUUGAAUAUUAUGGAUCUUCCGGACAUUUCAUUCUUAGUGCAGCAGGAGAUAGAUCACUUAGAAUAUUUUCAAUAAUUCGCGAUUCCCAGAGUGUAGAAUUAUCACAAGGAUCCAUUAUAAAACAAUCCAAACGUUCUAGAAAACACGUUGAUGAACUCAAAUUUCCGCAGAUUAUAAACUUCUCAUCAUCUGAAUCUAAACAAAAAGAAUGGGAUAAUAUCCUUACAUGUCAUAUUAAUGAUUCGAGAGCUCGAACUUGGUCAUUUCAGAGAAGAGCACUAGGGCAACAUGUUUUUAAAACUCUUGAUGGGUCAUCGAUUAAGGCAACAAAUAUAAGUGCAUGCGGAAAUUUUGGAUUCAUUGGAACAUCAUCUGGUGUAAUUGAAAUGUUUAAUAUGCAAUCUGGGUUACAUAGAAAAACUUUUGCUGGGAAUGAUGCCUUUCAUAAUAAUAAAGGACAUAAAAAGUUGAUAUCUGGAUUAGCAAGUGAUUCACUUAAUCGUAAAUUAAUUAGCAGUUCUCUUGAUGGCACUGUUAAGAUAUGGGAUUUCAAUAAAGCGAAAGUUUUGCAUACUAUUGAUAUCAUGUCACCUAUAACCACCAUGCUAUUUCAUUGUAAUAAUGAUUUAUUAGCGAUAAUUAAUGAUGAUUUAUGUGUACGCGUUAUUGACGUGGAAACUUGUAAAAUUGUAAGAGAAUUUUGGGGACAUCGGAAUAGGAUUACUGAUUUGACAUUUAGUCCUGAUGGAAGAUGGAUUGUAUCUACAUCUCUUGAUGCUACGAUUCGUACUUGGGAUCUUCCAACAGGUCAUUUAAUUGAUAUUUUUCGAGUUGAUGAUAUCGCCACAAGUGUUACAUUUUCCCCAACUGGUGAUUUUUUGGCCACUUCACAUGUUGAUAAUGUUGGAAUGUUUUUAUGGGCAAAUCGUACCCAAUUCUCUAAUAUUUCUUUACGAAAUAUUUCCGAAGAUGAUGAAAUAUCUACAAUAACACUUCCAACCACUACCGGUUUGGAAAGUGAUAACGAAGAUUAUUUGAAUGAAGUAGAUGGUGAUAAGAAAGAUGACAAGUCGUUUGAAACCGUGGAACAACUCACUGAACAAAUGAUAACAUUAUCAUUACUACCAAAGUCCAAGUGGCAGAACUUGCUAAACUUGGAGACUAUUAAGAAAAGAAAUAAGCCUAAGGAACCUCCUAAAUCAGAUAAUAAAGCGCCCUUUUUCUUACCCACUUUACCUGGUGUUAAACCUAAAUUUGUACCAUUAAAUGAUUUAAAUGAGUCUAAAGACAAGAAAAAAUCUGGAAACGUUAUACAAAUGUCUGAUAUUAAAAUGGAAACCGAAUUUUUGAAAAUGUUAAAAAAGAAUCAUGAAGAAGAAAAUUAUACAGAAUUUUUUAAUUUUGUAAAAACCUUAAAUCCUUCAGCAAUUGAUUUUGAAUUAAGAUCAUUAAGUCUCGAAAAUAAUUUAAUAGAAUUAAAUUAUUUUUUAGAAGCAAUAGAAUUUAAACUCAAAACGAAAAAAGAUUUUGAAUUAGCACAAGCUUAUUUAAACCAUUUUCUAAAAAUUUAUGGUGAUAUUAUUUUAUCAAAUAAUCAUAAUGAACAACUUUCGAAUCAUUUAAUUACUAUAUUAAAUGAACAUAAAAAAGAAUGGAACAGGAUAGAAGAAUUAUUACAUUAUAAUCUCUGUGUUUUAGGAUUUUUUAGAAAGUAA